AUGGUUUACUGCGGCAAGCCGAGCGCAGGCUGUGGUGCAUGUCGCGCCCGCAAAGUCAAGUGCGAUCAAACAAGGCCGGCAUGCAACCGCUGCAUCAAAGCUAAUCGGGAUUGCCCUGGUUAUCGAGACCAUUUAUCGCUGCUAUUUCGUGAUCAGAGUCGAGCUGUGGCCCGAAAGGCGAAGUCUGCCACCCCAGACUCCUCGUCAGCGUCGAGUCCGGUCCGUCAACCCUCUGCUGCUAACCCCUCGCUCCCUCUAAAGGGUACUGUUGGCGUCCAUUCUCCUGCAAGUACACCUGACGAGCUGGAUUUUAGCUCAGAUGUUGUCGUAAACUCCAUACCUUCUCACCCCUUCACAGUCAACAGGAAGUUUGAGGCGGCCUGUUUUUUCUUUGAUUCGUUUGCAUGGCUUUAUUCAGGCGUUAUGAAGUGGUGCGAUCCCUAUGGGGAUACAUCAUCGACCACUCCAUUGGGGAAGAAAGCUAUGAUGAAUGCGAUCGCCUCGGUGGGCAUGGCUAAUCUUUCAAGCAUUCAAGGCUCCCAUUCUCUACGCGUGUCUGCAUGGCGCGAAUACGCUGAGGCUUUGAAAUGGACGAACGCUGCUAUUUCAGAUCGCACGCAGGUAACAGAAGACACCACUUUGGCUGCAAUUCUCUGUCUAUCGUUAUUCGAGAUCUUGACAUGUAAACAUCCAGCGACAAUCAAUGAUUUUAUCCAACACACCAACGGUGCCAUUGCUCUCCUUGAGCUCCGAGGAGAAUCACAACUACAACUGCCAGACUCGCUCCAUCUAUUUUUUGCGUUACGCAACGAGGUUGUUAUCGGAUGUAUUUUACAGCGCCUUCCCGUACCUCGUAGACUAAUUGCAUUGUCGGAGAAAGCUACGAAGCUACCCACCGCUACUCCGAUUACUAAAGCAGGGCACAACCUGAACGUUAUCAUGGCUAGCGUGUGCGAUCUGCGCAUAUCCCACGAAAACCACAGGUCGAGCAUUAACGCAGAUCUACUGUCAUAUGCUUUUGCAUUAGAUUCCAGAAUAGAGGAUCUGAAAAACAAUUUUUCGGAGGAUUUUAUGUACGAAACCGUUACCGCGGCGCCGGAAACGUCGUUCAAACUGACCGAAUCGCGCCGAAUAUUCCCUCUGAAUGGGAUUUAUCAUAUAUAUUCGAGCUGGGGAGUCACCAAUGUGUGGAAUGUCUACCGAUAUGCUCGCAUUCUCAUUAACGAAGUCAUUCUCAAUCAACUUAGACUGAUGACGACCCAUCCAGAUGCAGACCCGCCGACGCAGGAUUUGAAAGACCUUUGUUAUCGAUCUUGUUGUCUGGUCCGGAGCCUUGCAGAUGAUAUCUGCGCCUCUGUUCCGUGUCUGCUUCAACUGGUCGGGUCUUCAGACCAGUUAGUCAAAUCAUCCGCGGGCGGGUUGACUAUACUGUUCCCACUUUUUAUUGCCGGGGGUGUAGAUGGACCCGAACAUCCAAAGUGCCGCUGGGCACAGGAAUGCUUUCGAAUUGUUGGGAGAGCCCUAGGUAUUGACCAGGCGCUGACGCUGGCAGACAUGCUGCCGGACGAAAAACCGAUGACAGCCUUUGUCGAUGCUUUAAACGAGUCUUUACACGAGCAAGAGAAUGGCAUAUUUCACGAUAUGCAAUGCAACACACCAGGUAUAUCAAAUACACCGAAUAUAAUAACUGACGAGGAUGAUCAAUAUUAUGCACUUGGGGCUUAG
Messenger RNA from Talaromyces proteolyticus, 1725 nucleotides. Its product is annotated as putative C6 finger domain protein. Gene Ontology annotation, molecular function: zinc ion binding; DNA-binding transcription factor activity, RNA polymerase II-specific. The transcript has 4 exons. The record is from RefSeq and is a predicted model, not a curated record. Bases 1 to 1725 code for a protein of 574 amino acids. Gene Ontology annotation, biological process: regulation of DNA-templated transcription. Lineage: Eukaryota; Fungi; Ascomycota; Eurotiomycetes; Eurotiales; Trichocomaceae.